UUGUAGAUCUCCCGCGAAUCUGUACGCACACGACACACAUGAUAUUUUCGGCCACAAGAUUACAAAAACUGAACUUCGAUGAUCAAUCAUCAAUAAAUCAGUAACUUAACCAGUUGCUUAACUUACCAAUUUGUGUCCACAUAUCCCUGAAUUUCGUGUUUUCCAUCUUCCAAUCCUAGCCAUGACCACAGUGGUGAAGCUGCACGUUUGCCCAGAAAACCUGGAUUAUCUUUGCUUCAAAGGUCACUAUAGUAGGAGGUCGCUCAGACGAGAUUUUUGCUGGUCCAGUCCGCGGAGAAUACUUGGUGGCCGUAACGGGCUUUGUUGGAAACGAUGCGGGGCUCUCAAGUCCGAGGAUGGAGGGCAUUUGGAGGAGAAAAAGUUGGAAAGUGAAGAAGAAGAUCAAAUUCUGAAGAAGAAUGAGGUAAACUUGAAUAGGGAAAAAGGGUUCUGGGUUUCAAUGAAGUGUAUCACGUUGAAUACUUUCAUGGCGAAGUCUAAAUCGGACGAUGAAUAUCGGCAAGCAGUGGUGAAGGUGGAGGAGGUGCUAUCCUCGGUUGCCCUUCAAUUUGGAAGAUAUAUUGUAACAAUGACGAGCACGGGGGUAAUCCUUAUAAUUGGAUUUUUGAUGUCAGGUGGUGAUAGCCAGAUGGAUGGACUGAUAUGGUAUAGCUGGCUUGGAGGAAUAAUCAUAGGAACAAUGAUAGGUGCUAACAUGGUGUUGGAGGAACAUUGUCGUGCUGGUCCUCGUAAUGUUAUCAUAACCGGGAGUACAAGGGGAUUGGGUAAAGCACUUGCACAGGAAUUCCUUCUAUCUGGAGAUCGAGUGGUUGUUACCUCUCGCAGCCCUGAAUCUGUGCAAGCAACUAUAAAAGAGCUAGAGGAAAGCCUGAAGGAAGGCAUUGCAUCUGCAGUAGGCUCAUCUCUGACAAAGCUGUCUCAUGCAAAAGUAGUAGGCAUUGCCUGUGAUGUUUGCGAGCCUCAUGAUGUGCAGAGAUUGGCAAACUUCGCUGUCAGUGAGCUUGGAUGUAUUGACAUUUGGAUAAACAAUGCUGGCGCAAACAAAGGUUUCAGACCACUGCUUCAAUUCAGUGAUGAAGAUAUUAGACAGAUUGUUUCAACAAAUCUGGUUGGAUCUAUAAUUUGUACGCGAGAAGCCAUUCGUGUAAUGAUAAACCAACUCAAGGGGGGCCACAUAUUUAAUAUGGAUGGUGCUGGUUCUGGAGGUUCCAGCACCCCUUUGACAGCUGUUUACGGUUCCACAAAGUGUGGCCUAAGGCAGCUUCAAGGAUCACUGUUGAAGGAAUGCAAAAGAUCUAAAGUAGGAGUGCAUUCAGCAUCCCCUGGCAUGGUACUUACGGAUUUGCUAUUGAGUGGCUCAACUGUACAAAACAGACAAAUGUUUAACAUCAUUUGCGAGCUUCCUGAAACUGUUGCUAGAACUCUAGUUCCUCGGAUGCGGGUUGUCAAGGGAACAGGCAGGGCUGUCAAUUACUUGACCCCUCCUAGAAUCUUAUUUGCUUUAAUCACUGCCUGGUUACGACGAGGCCGUUGGUUUGAUGAUCAGGUAAAAAGUUCAUUUGGGGGAGAGCCUUGUAUGCAGCUGAGGCAGAUCGACUCCGAAACUGGGCUGAAAACCGAACCCGUUUUUCAAUCACUGACGCGAUGGAAAUGUACACUGAGAACACCUGGGUAUCAGUCUUCUCGCUUUCUGUUGUCUGUGCCUUCAUAAUUCUUUCCAGCACAAGCAGCAACUUGCCCGGAACUUGAUAUCUUGACGAUAUUAUGAUAGUGCAUUUGCUUUUAGUCGGUAGGCAAAUUCAUGUCUGAAAUCAUCAAUACAACAGAAAGAAGCAGGUGGACCUUUUAUCCCACCAUAUCCGUACAGCAUGCUUCCUAUAAUGAGCUCACACACUUUGCUUUGUAUGUAUCACUCUCAAGUGUGUUGUUUUGGUCUCUCUGUACAUAGUAUACUGCAAAUGCAAUGAAGCAUUCCGCAAUCAGACGCAAUUUGACCAUUUUCGUAUUUGGGAAGGAGAUCUUCUAACAGUUAACUUAUUGGGCCCAGAAAAUGAUGAUGAUGAUGAUGAUGAUGAUGAUGAUGAUGAUGAUGAUGAUCAAACCAGAUGAGUAUUUGUAACUAUUUGAAACUAGCUUAGAUGACAUGAAGAUUGGAUAAGGUAUAGUUAGUGGUAUAGGGUUUAAACAUUCUUGAUACAUGAAAAAGAUGAUGAUUGCUUCUUUGCAUAAACUUCUGUGGAGCAAUAGUUUGAGACGUUGAACAUUGUUUGGUA
Prosopis cineraria is the source of this 2294-nucleotide messenger RNA. Its product is annotated as probable chlorophyll(ide) b reductase NYC1, chloroplastic. The transcript is spliced from 10 exons. The record is from RefSeq and is a predicted model, not a curated record. Lineage: Eukaryota; Viridiplantae; Streptophyta; Magnoliopsida; Fabales; Fabaceae. Gene Ontology annotation, molecular function: chlorophyll(ide) b reductase activity. Gene Ontology annotation, biological process: PSII associated light-harvesting complex II catabolic process; chlorophyll catabolic process. The coding region runs from base 182 to 1732 and encodes 516 amino acids.